This is a messenger RNA of Colletotrichum scovillei, 846 nucleotides long. RefSeq names its product ubiquitin-like autophagy protein Apg12. The coding region runs from base 157 to 606 and encodes 149 amino acids. NCBI's taxonomy places the organism in Eukaryota, Fungi, Ascomycota, Sordariomycetes, Glomerellales, Glomerellaceae. Gene Ontology annotation, biological process: autophagosome assembly; autophagy of mitochondrion; C-terminal protein lipidation. The transcript is spliced from 2 exons. Gene Ontology annotation, cellular component: cytoplasm; Atg12-Atg5-Atg16 complex; phagophore assembly site membrane. The record is from RefSeq and is a predicted model, not a curated record.
CCUCCUUCCUUUCAUUACGAUCUAUUCAUCUGAACGACCUCCCUGUGUCUGAUGACUCGGCUAGCUCAACACCGCUUUCUAUUCUUAUCCUAUCUCACUCAUCUUAACACUUCUCCAACCACGCAUCCACUCUAGGUAGCAACGCAGCAUCCAAAAAUGGCUACCCCAUCGUCGCCUGGCAUCCCGAGGUCAGACUCGGCCUCACCUCCGCCUGCCACCAUUCCAGAUCGUCCAGCCUCUCCGGAAGUGCCACUCACCAUGUCCGCCUCAGCCAUCCUCAUAGCUCAACCUCGCGAUGUGGCCUCUGCUCUGAGCAGCGCAGGCGAGUAUCCUUCAGACAAGGUCGUCGUCAAAUUCAAGGCUGUCGGAAGUGCACCCUCGCUCGCUCGAGGGGUGGCCAAGAUCUCAUCUACCCAGACAUUCCACACUGUCAUCUGGUAUCUGCGCAAGAGGCUCAAGCUUCAAGAAACAGACAGCGUCUUUUGUUACGUCAAUGACUCUUUCGCCCCCUCCCUCGACGAGAUUGUCGGUAACUUGCAUAGUUGCUUCAAAGAUUCAAGCGGUCAGCUUGUGAUUUCUUAUGCUAUGAAUCCAGCCUUCGGCUGAGAUUAAGUACGCUAUUACAUGGUAUCCUAUGGCUGAAUAACGAUGAAAAUGCCUCCGCCCUCUAGACUCCCAAACACCGGUAAUGCAGCACGAAAGUGACGCAAAGCAACGAUCUAUUAGCCACCGAACCCGGUCAGCUCCUCACAACUUUUCCAAAGCGCUGGUAAAUUCGUCAAGCGCCUCCUUGGAAAUGGGAUAGGUGUGCUCGGGUGCAGGAUACUGUCGGCUCUUCACCUCGUC